Molecule: messenger RNA, 1234 nt
Organism: Phoenix dactylifera (date palm)
Lineage: Eukaryota; Viridiplantae; Streptophyta; Magnoliopsida; Arecales; Arecaceae
Product: proteasome subunit beta type-6
Cellular component (GO): cytoplasm; proteasome core complex
Molecular function (GO): threonine-type endopeptidase activity
Source: RefSeq, a predicted model, not a curated record
CCGUGUAGGCACGUGACCGACCUGCUGCAUUUUUACUUGGAGGAGGGGCUUGCUCCGUGUAUUAACCGGAGCUGGGUGGCCAUUUUCUUUGCGUUGCCCUCACCGGAGUAGUCUAGGGUUAGGGUUUGCUCUUCUCGCUCUCCUCCGAUCGAAGCGGCCAUGGAUACCGAUCUCAACGCGCCCCACUCCAUGGGAACGACCAUCAUCGGGGUAACCUACGACGGCGGCGUCGUCCUUGGAGCCGAUUCCAGGACGAGCACAGGAAUGUAUGUUGCCAAUCGGGCGUCGGACAAAAUCACACAGCUGACAGAUAACGUUUAUGUCUGUCGUUCUGGAUCGGCUGCUGAUUCUCAGAUUGUCUCUGAUUAUGUCCGUUACUUCCUUCAUCAACAUACAAUUCAACUUGGGCAGCCUGCUACUGUCAAAGUGGUUGCUAACUUAGUUCGAUUAUUGUCAUACCAAAACAAGAACAUGCUACAAAUGGGCCUGAUUGUUGGUGGAUGGGAUAAAUAUGAAGGAGCUCAAAUAUACUCUGUGCCUCUUGGAGGGACGAUACUGAGGCGACCUUUUGCAAUUGGAGGAUCUGGUUCCAGCUACUUGUAUGGAUUCUUUGAUAAAGAAUGGAAGGAAGGCAUGAGUAAAGAUGAAGCCGAGAAGUUAGUGGUGGAAGCAGUCUCUCUCGCCAUUGCACGCGAUGGAGCGAGUGGAGGUGUUGUCCGCACUGUUACUAUCAAUGCUGAUGGUGUUACGAGGAACUUCUAUACUGGUGACUCUCUGCCAUUGUGGCAUGAAGAGCUGGAGCCCCAAAAUUCCCUGCUCGAUAUCCUCUCCUCCAGCAGUGCUGAGCCAAUGAGCACAUGAGCACAUGGAUCUUCAGCACUGGUUUCAUGCCCAGCAUGACCUUUUCACAUUGAAUGCCAUCUUCUAUUACUUUGGAAUGACUUUGUGCCCCACUUCUGGAGUUCGGUACUGGAUUGCCCCUGGCUGAAUUAUUGAUCAUAUUUCACUGCACAAGUGCUUGGAGCUUAGUGCUAAUUAAGUCUUGGAAAAUACUUUGAUCAAGUGUGAUGAGUAUUGUGGAUUUUAUUCAUCAUAGUAUAAAGCUAUUGCCAGGAAAAGAACGUUCAUUUGAAGCUAUGAACUUACUGUUUUUCUUGUAAUGAGAUAUUCAUCAAAACUUUGAGUUCUUAUCUGCAGUACUCCUAAAAGUAAACAGUUCCGGUUUUGAUCUAAA